Orbicella faveolata is the source of this 2241-nucleotide messenger RNA. RefSeq lists its product as uncharacterized. The record is from RefSeq and is a predicted model, not a curated record. NCBI's taxonomy places the organism in Eukaryota, Metazoa, Cnidaria, Anthozoa, Scleractinia, Merulinidae.
CCCCGUUUGUUGAAAAUGAAAGUUAUUUUUUCUUCGAUUUCCUACCGACUCGCUCAGUUCAACGGCGCUAUGGGUGCAGGUAUUUCAUCCCAAAGAAUCACGGAGGAAGAUCGGAUGAAACGUCAAAACUUACAGAAUGAACUCCGUAAGAUGCAGAACAGCUUGCACGUGACGUCGACGUCUCACUAUAUAUCUACAGAACACUACAGAAACUGGGAUGUCAGGCUGCAGUACGCGUCCCUCUUUACGGGAACAAUAGGUGCCGGAGCUAGUGUGGCCUCAAAAUUGGCUUGGAAAAUGAUGGUCUCGAACAUUCCUCGCCUCGCGCCCAUCGUUGUUGCCACCUCCACGACUUCGCUCCUUCUAACAGCUAUCGUAAAUCUACCGCAGAUUCAGAACACGCCGGGCAAUUUAUACCAGGCGCACUUUAGAUCUGGGAUAGAAUGCCAGUACCUAGAGAGGCAGAUGAAGUUCUUUUCUGAAACGGAAGUUUGGGAUUCCAAAGUAGCUUGGGAGACGCUUGCCGCAAAGUACGAGAAGUUUCUCAGGGAUAAGAAGGAAGUGAACAGCAAAAUUAAAUCUGAGAACUGGGCUUAUCGUAAGGCCUUGAAGAAAAUCGAGAGUAGAGACAAGGAGAAAAAGGCGAAAAGUUCAUCAGAACAGGAGGUGAAUCCGAGAUCCUCUGUCGAGUGACUGAGAUAGCUGAUGAUUCUGACAAUAUCAGGUUUGGUUAUCAGGGUACGAAAACAUUCACAGAAUAAACUCAACUUCCCCUUGGACGUAAAUAUCAAACUUGAAUUCACUUCCGGAUGGAAACUCAACGUAAACGGGAACUUUGACAAAAUACUAUUUAUGAUAGUUUUGCUUUCGAACGUAAAUCGUAUUUGUUAUUCUUGCUUCCAAACUCCUUUUGCGUGAUGAGUAUACUGUUACACAAUUUCAGGUUCAUAACAUAAGCCGUCUUUGCGGAUUAGAUUAUGAAACGAGAUCUAUUGGAGUUUCCCCCCGCCCCCAACUCGGACCUCAUAUUUUUUUUCACUGUUGCAUUAUUGUUGUCGAAAAAUUUCAUAACUGACAAUUUGAAAAAUGUCCCCAAUUUAGUCGGAGGAGAAGUACCGUUAGCGCGAGUACUCGAAAUCUAGGGUUCUCCGAAAGUUUUGUUGUCAUCAUGGCGGAAUCAAAUGUUGAGCUCUGUUGCCCAGUCGGUCACAGAGAUUCCAACACACUUGUCGUUUUCCGUAGCCCGGCGAGAUUUUCCCAGCCGGUUGCAUAGAAAUUGUUUGUUCUUUAUAAAGUGAUCUAAUCGUUAGAUGUUGAGUUUAGCAACAGUUGUGAUCACGAAAAGCCGCUUAGAAAUCGCACGCUUGAUUUGCAACUUGUCCUGCUUUGAAUUUACUGUUGGACGUAAAGUAAUUCUAAUAACAUCUCCUAAGGUGGACCUUUUGUUGUCAUAAUCUAACUGGCUAGUAUUUUUCCAAGCCCCUCAAAUUUUGCGCGUUCUCUCGUCCUGACAUGGAAAAAUGGAGUAAUAGUGGAAUAAUAGUCCCGGAAUAAAGUACAGUAUUCUUUGCGCCGCACAAGUCUGAACAAACCGCAUAUAAAUAAUUGUUCUUAUUUCCUUAUAAAUUUUUCUCACUUCCUUAAUUUCUGCCUUGUUCGCUCGGUUUUCAAAAGAGAAAAUGUAACUCCUUUCACGUACCGAAUGGGGCAACAAACAGGUAUUUCUUCAGAUGAGCGAAGCAAGCGGCAAAAAUUACAGGAGAUGCCAAAAAGUUUGAAAGUGAGAGCCGCAUCUCACUAUAUAGCUGCAGAAUACUACGGAAAAUGGGACUCCAGCUCAGGUUUCGCUACGUCUCUCUUUUCACAGGAACGUUUUUUUGCGCUUAGUUGUGUUUUUCUCAUCCUAGUUGUGUUUUCUAAGCUUAGUCGUGGAAAAUGCUGAUCUUAAAGAGUCCUCGCCUAGCAGCGAUCUUAGUAGGAACCUCUACGACUGGUCUUCGUAAAUCUGCCAAUAACGAUGAUCCAGAAUACACCGGCCAAUUUAGAUCGUUUCAGAAACGGAGGUUUGGGAUACCAAGACAUCGUGGGGGACGCUGGCAGCAAAAGUACCACGAAAACCUGCAUGCUCGUGUACAAGAAGGAGGAGAACAGCAAGUUGAGCUGGUCUUAUCGUGAAUCCUUGAGGCAAAUUGAAGAUAGGAAAAGAGAAUAAAAUUGAAUAAAGUGCAAAACUGGACUUGA